Molecule: messenger RNA, 1014 nt
Organism: Penicillium longicatenatum
Lineage: Eukaryota; Fungi; Ascomycota; Eurotiomycetes; Eurotiales; Aspergillaceae
Product: DNA-directed RNA polymerase II core subunit RPB3
Exons: 3
Coding region: 1-1014 (337 amino acids)
Biological process (GO): DNA-templated transcription
Cellular component (GO): RNA polymerase II, core complex
Molecular function (GO): DNA-directed RNA polymerase activity; protein dimerization activity
Source: RefSeq, a predicted model, not a curated record
AUGGAGUACGACAUGGUCGACAUGGAGGAGCCUACGGGCCCUCAAGUCACCGUCCGUGAAGCGGAACCUUACCGCGUCGACUUCAGACUAAGCUCAGUCGAUCUCGCGUUCGCCAACUCCCUCCGCCGCACAAUUCUCGCCGAAGUGCCAACCGUCGCACUUGACCUCAUCGAGAUUGAAGCAAACACAUCCGUUCUUCCUGAUGAGAUGCUUGCUCAUCGUCUUGGUAUGAUUCCUCUUGUCGCAAAGAACUGCGAUCAGGACUUGGAGUACACCCGUGACUGCGACUGCGAGGACCACUGUGUGCGGUGUAGCAUAACGCUUUCACUGCACGCGCGCUGCGGAAGCGGUAUCAUGGCUGUUUACGCGCGCGAUCUGAUCGUCCAGGGCGAGCGCGUGAAUGACACCAUCGGAGAUCCCGUUAUCACGGAUCCUGAAGGAAAGGGACCGUUGAUUGUUAAGUUGCGGAAGGGUCAGGAGAUCAAGAUGACUUGCUUGGCUAAGAAGGGAACGGCAAAGGAGCAUGCAAAAUGGGCACCUACUUCUGCUGUGGGCUUUGAGUAUGAUCCUCACAAUAACAUGCGCCAUGUCGAUUACUGGUACGAGCAGGAUCCUAUUAAGGAGUGGCCUAUCUCUGAGAAUGCCGCUUGGGAGCCUGCUGCCAACCCCGACCAGCCUUUCGAUUACGACGCCGAGCCAAACACCUUCUACAUGGACGUGGAGAGCAUCGGAAACCUCGAACCAGAUAUGAUUAUUCAGCAGGGUAUCAUCUGCCUGCAGCGCAAGCUGGCCACCACUGUCUCCGUUCUCCAGGGUGAAAGUGAGGAUGGCCACGUCGGAGGCCAUGAUGACACCGAUAUGAUGGGCGGCGGUGAUGCGGAUGGCUACGAGCCUCCGGAGGGUAUUGAUGGAAACAUGACUUCAUAUGGAAACGGUGCUGCCAGUGCCUGGGGUGCUAGUGCACAGACUCCGUAUGGCGCCACUCCUUACGGACAGAGUGCGUACGGAUUCUAA